CCCUCCCGCCUUCCCUUCCCGAGCCCUGUUCUCUCCCUGCUGGAGCGACGCGCCUUCCCGCCGAGAGGACGGAGUCGGACAAAGAAAGUUCCUUGAUCUGCCGCCCCGCUUGCCCUCUUUCUCGCUCCUUCUCGUCUGCGUCUCCCCGCAGGCUUCCUCUCAGUGCUGGGCGGUGGAGGCUGCGAGGGAAAGAGGCAGGGUGAGAAUGGCUGGAGGAGAGAGCGGCGGCGGCGGCGGCAGCUCGGGGGCGUCUGAAAGUCGGGAGCAUCUGUUCAAGGUUCUAGUCAUCGGUGAGCUGGGAGUGGGCAAAACGAGUAUCAUCAAGCGCUACGUCCACCAGCUCUUCUCCCAGCAUUACCGCGCCACCAUCGGUGUGGACUUCGCUCUCAAAGUGCUCAACUGGGACAGCAGGACCCUGGUGAGGAUGCAGCUCUGGGACAUCGCAGGUCAAGAACGUUUUGGGAAUAUGACCAGAGUGUAUUAUAAAGAAGCUGUAGGUGCUUUUGUGGUCUUUGACGUCACAAGAGGAUCAACAUUGGAAGCAGUUUCCAAAUGGAAGCUUGACUUGGACAGUAAAGUGCUUCUUCCAAAUGGUAGUCCGAUCCCUGCAGUCCUACUUGCCAACAAAUGUGACCAGAAGAAAGACAGUGGCCAAAAUCUUUCUCAGAUGGACCAGUUCUGCAAAGAUGGAGGCUUUGUUGGUUGGUUUGAAACCUCUGCUAAGGAUAAUAUCAACAUUGAUGAAGCUGCUCGGUUCUUGGUGGAAAACAUCCUUGCAAACCUCAAAAGCUUCCCUAAUGAGGAGAAUGACGUCAGAAAGCUAAAGUUGGACCCGGAUCCCCUGAAAGCAGAAAGUAAAUCUCAGUGCUGUUAAUUACAUUUUAUCUUUCAUUGAACACUCCUAGAGAGCAGCACGGUGCUUGUUCCUGGAACUGGACAGCUGCUACGGUGCUUCAUCAUGACAAUCCGAGUGGGGUAUUGUUUUAUUUGAGCUGGGCACACUCCAGGGUGCUGACACACUUCUUAUGUCAAGUUGAACUUCAGAAUUACCUAGUACGUGAUGUCUUUGUUAACAAUUUAGCACAGGUGGAAGCUGGCAUACAAAAAGCAGGUAUCUUGUGAGAUAUCAAGGCAAGGGUCAGUAUGAGAGACUCAAUGCUGACGCUUAUCCUUCACAGUGCAAUUUUAGAACUAAAAUAGGAAUGUUAGUCUGAAUGGAAGUGUUCAUUUUGAUAAGCACUAUUUUUUCUUAUACUUUUUAAGAUACCUAAUUUCUUUUGCUUUUUUGCUCUCCCCUUCAUUUCUGUUCAGCACCAGGACACCAAAACCAAGUCUUUUUGGAAGACCUGGCAGCCAAGAAACUGAAUAACACAGUGGCAGGCGUUCCUUGUUUAUACUGUCUAAACUAUGAAAGAGUCUAGGGCUUGGAAUAUAGGGACAGGAAAAUUAAGCUGGUGUAGUAUUAAAGAUAUUCCUCUUAACAAAUGAGCAACAGUUAAUUUCAGACUUUCUUUUUCAGAUAAUGGAAACAAUAAACUUAGUAUACUUGCAUAUGAUAAGUAAUGAUGUGCACCCUUAAACCUGAAUGACAAAUUAUCUUUCCUUGCACAAGCACAAUCCUUUCACAAUUUCUUCUGCCAGGAACAAAAGUGAAAAAUGCCCUUGAUUAGAAUGUCACAUUGUUUUAUGAAACCAGACUGCAACCAGAAAACUGUUUUCCAUUGAACCUUUAGUGAGUAGAUGGUGGUACUAAUAAAGGCUAAUGAAGUACUUUUCUUAAUCAUGCUGCUUCUAGAGUACUCGUAUCUUGUCACAUAACUAUCCAGUGCAAUCCUGCCACUAAUGCCAAUGGGAAGCAAGUGCUUCCUAAAGCAACUGGAAAUUGGCUGGAACAUUUCCAGAAGGAAACAGAUCAAUGGAACUAGCAGAAGGGACUUCCCAUUCCAGAAACAAGCAGUUUACUCCUGUUUCAAUUGUGUUGGUGGUGGGUCCUGCUUGUGCAACACAAAAAGCAGAAAUGCGGCAGCGGCAGCAUUGGAAACCACCCAAGGAAUCAGACUGCAUAAGGGUGUUCACAUACCAAAACAACUUGCAAAUGCAUCCCUGGUUCACAGUGACUGUGAAGGUCAUUGUAAGGUUGUCCAGAUAAGAAAAUGGUAUGUGAUCUCUACCUUGAAAGAAUUCAAGAUGCUUCUGAAGGCAUCUGUGGAAGUCUGGAGGGAUGACUCCUGACAAUGACUAUCGUUACCUUUGUGUGUUAAUGGUAAACCUGUGAAUCCUGUUUUGUCCUUGACAUGUUAUGCUCAAGUGAUACAGCCUAUUGGCUACUACAUGGCCUGCAAUACUUUGGGCUAGCAUCCUUCAGGCUUAAAUUUGGUCACAGUUUUAUGUGUCUGAAGCUAGAUUUAAUGCCACUUUUUAAAUUCAAAGGCCUGGAGUUUUUAUACUGUGCACUCAAGCAAUUUGUUACUUAAAAUCCAAAGAGCACAACACACAUUUCUAAUCUUUCAGGCCUGCACUAUCACUCUAUCAAUUCCAAAGUCAAACUCCUUUUAAUCUUGAUUUGCCUAACUGUUUUAUGAUUCCCAUUAGUUUUCUACUUAAAGUAAAAGAAAUGUUGAACACAUCUACAACACAUACAUUACAUACUCUAAAUGAAAUACAAAUAACUCAUGGUAGUUUUCUAAAAAACCAAUAUGCUUGCUUUAUAAAGGAAAUCAAAUGAAGAGACUGUGAAAAAACUAGAAAACUCAUUCAACCUUUCUAUAUAUUUUGGGGAAAUACAUCUUCAGUUUACCUCAGCUUCAGUUAUUGAAGCUAAAAAUGUAAUUUAACAGAGUAUAUAAAGAAUCUUUCACUAGGAAUCCAAUAUGCUACUUAAUACUAGCAGUCCUCAGGGCAGAAAAAAAUCUAUAGCUGUAUAGCCAGAAGAACCUCAUGUACUGUGUAUGAAAUGGUUAUGUUAUACUACGUGUUAAUACUUGUCUGCUGUUACUCUUUCGAUCAAUAAGAAAGAAUUAUCUCCAGUGCUUAUCUCCAGUAUGUAUUGCCUUCAGUGAGGAAGUAUUAGACUAGCCUUUCUUAAUAGCAAAUCUAUCAGAUAUUCUACUUUGGUCACAAAACUGUUUCAAGGUACAGUCCUAUGCAAGUUGAAACAGAAAAGUGUCCCCCAUCUCUGCUGGGUGGGAGACACUUGGAGUUAUAGACCUUUUUUCUGUCUUGACUCAACACAUUUUCUUUUGUGCAACUACAGACUUAAAACUUUCCAAAAAUUGAUCAGCUUAAAAAUUCUGAAGUACCUCAGCAUUCAGAUGUUUAAUACGUUGUUACUGGAGAGAUGAAUGUACUAUUAAGAAUCUUAGAAGAGAAAGGCACAGUGUUUCUCCUCAAGUUUAGGAAAAAGUGGAAUUGGACAUCUACCUGUCACCAGCCUGUAUCAUCUUGAGAAUCCUUGCAUCAAAAAUAUGACCCAUCAUCCUGGCAGGUUCUUAAAAAUGGCAUAGUAUGAAGAAAGUAGAAUUGUGGCAUAUGAAAUUAAGCUACAAAUUGGUGAACACUUGGCAGCUGAAAAGAUUUCCAUUUUAUAGAAUUCAAAGGAUCACUGACUCCAUAGAGAGAGAAUGGAGCUGCUAUCAACUCUGUGCAGGGCAGCAGGAGCAGACUGUCAGCUCAUGCUCACAAAAUAAACACUGAUUAGCAUGCACAUUUUUAUGGGAGAUCCUAUAGAUAAGCUUUUCAGAUAGGUGUGGAGUUUUGCUCACAGGAGCCCCAUGGUCUGUUGCAGCUUAUGUAGACUGUCUUCCUGUCCAAUGUUAUGCCAGAGUGUGUCUGUGGCAUGUAGACUGUGGCAUUAGUUGCAGCAUUCAGCAUUAUCUCAGUUUUAAAACAAAGCCUCUAUAAUUGUAAAAGUGUUUAAGGUUUGUAGGUAAUGUUUGAUGACACUUGAGACCCAGACAUGUUUAUAGCAUAAGAUUUCUAGCUGGGAGAUUCAGGAAGGAAUUUAGUGUCCUGAAUAUCAUCUUACCCUUCUCUAUAAAUAGAAGAAAAAAUGUGCAGUCCUUUGCAGGUUUAGACAAAACAAUCUCCUCUAACUCCUCACAUGCCCCAGCCAUGUACCUUUUACCCUGCAUUUCAGAAUCAUAAGCUUGAUUUGCUGUAUAUGACUUGAUGUCAUCUUCUUGCGUAGCAGAGGUAAGAGGCAAGCAUGGCAGCCAUUCCACCAGUGAGCCCCUUUGAGUCAGAGCUCCCUCCUGUUAUUGUCUCAUUUACCCCUCAAAUCUAAAAACAUUUCUGCUUAAUCUAAUACUUUUCAAGCUGAGUUUCAAAGAAACUUUUUCUCUCUUGGCGAGCAGUGGAAGCAUUGUUAGUUUGGCCAAAGUUUUGUUUUGGCCAUAAAUCUCCAGUGUACAGGGCUACAAAAGUUCUCUACCUGCAAGCUCAGGUGGUAACAGCUGUUGGGCUCUGUACAACAGUAACAGGAAAAAUAGGUCAGUGUUCUCAUGUGGUAUCCCCUCUCUAUAUCGUCUUAUAUUUAUUUUUUUCUUCUUCUAAGCCACUUUUCUGCCUUAAAAACUCCUUCAACACAGUGUGCAUUAAACAAGCAAAAGCAAAGCACUUUGAAGGGACAGUUAAAAGGGCCCAAGAUGAUGAAUGAAAUCCUAUAUAUUUAAAACACCAGUCAGGGUAAACCUCAGGAAGCCUUAAAGACCAGAUGUCAUGAAGAUUUAAACUGGUUUUCUAAAGUUAACAGUGUGUUGCAAGGGAUUUCAUUAGGAAAAGUGCAGGCAUCUCAACCAUUAUGUCUCCUGCAUGAUUGUAACUCAUGGAUGGAAAAAAGUGCUUAGGAAGGUACCCAAUUUCAGCUGUUUAGGGCUUGAAGAGGCAAAACCCCACUUAAAUUUGGUUUGAAGUGCACUAGUGACUGUUCAUCUCAUGAACAAGAUAUGGCAGGAAGUGAUUAGAGCACAUUUUGGACAAUUUUGCAUUUCUAAAGUGUCUGCAAGGAUGGUGAUCAAGUUGAGAAGGGCUGGAUCCUUAUUGUACAGUAAGGGAGAGGUGGCCAUAUUUGCCAACGCAGGCAAACCAUAUUCUAGGCAAUAAAUAUCACUAGGAUAUCCCAAAAUAACCUAGUAACAGGACCAUUCCCUAGCUGGGAGCUUGAUCCAGUUCAGAACAGAGCGUCCCCCUCUGUUUUUAAUCAGUCAAGAGUACAAUCCUGUGGCCACUAAACAUUCACAGAAUAUGUUGGAGUUCUAACUCCAAUCUCAGAAAGGGGUUCUACAGUCAGAGCUGAGAAUCCUACAGUGGCGUGACCUCCCUCUGCCUUCUUAGACAUCACAGCUCUUUUCAUGUCAGCUGUAGCUGCCAAGUCUUAAGUGUUUGCAGCCGACACUUGAGGCAUCCUUGGGAGGUAUUGGGAGCAAGCAGACUUUGGCAUAUGAUGCCUCAACACUUCCUGGUUAUGAGCAAGAGCAAAAAAUAUAUACAUAUAUAUAGAUGGCCAAAAACAUCUGUCAAUGGCUUUGGUGGGGCAGGAGAAACAUGAAGGUAGUCCUUGCUUCUACACUUCUCUCACUGUCAUUCAGCAAGUUAUGGAGAACCACCCUGGAUGAUGUCCUAUGUAAGUCACCCAACUAUUCCCUACCAACAUCUUAGCUAGAUUGAACUUCACCUUGUUCACCUUUCUUUGGUCCAUUUACAAAUUACUUAGACAUGAAAAAUCCUGCCAUAUUGAACCCCAGGGGAAAAGUUGAACAUAACUGGAUGUCCUGUUCGUAUGGAUGUAGCCAAGCACUAAAUCGUCAUUGGCUAGAGGAAGCAGGUAGCUAUUAAAAGGAGGCAGAGCUUUGACAGGUCCAACAGGUCAUAGUAGCUUUCUAGCACCAUCUUCUGAGAGAGGAGAAGCAGAACAGUAGAAAAGUAAUAUUCCUUCUCUCAAUCAAUCUCUGCAACCAUUGUGAGUAGGAAGAAUUGAUAUUAGUGAAAGCUGCUGAAAAAUCCACUACAGCCAACGAAAUCCUGCUCUUGUGUCUGUCUUGCCGUAGUUGAGAAGCAUGAAGUUACAAUAGAGCCCAGCCCUAUAUUUUUGUUAGGGAAGUGAGCGGUCAGCUUCUUAUAUUCUGUUGCUUUUAAAUGUGUACAAGCAGCAGUCUUAAAGUCGGUCUAAAGCUUAUAUUUCCAGUAUUUUUAGGCUAUUGAACUAUUUCCAAAUUGGAAAGGUUUUUUUUAAUCCAUAUGUUAUAUAAAUAAAAACAGGGAUGGGCUAUAGCCCACUGGUUAAGCACCUGCUUUGCAUGCAAAAAGUCACAGGUUCAGUUCCCAGCUUUUCCAAAUAAGAUGGAAAAAUGUGCUCAAAGUUCUUUCCUGAAACCCUGGGGAUCUGCCACCAAUCAGUAUUGACAAUACUGGACUACUUGGACCAGUAGUCACUGACUUGCUAUAAGGCAGCUUCCUAUAUUCAUAGCAAUUCAGCCAUUUUUGCCUGGAUAUAAUUGUGACAACUUUAUAUAAUUCUUUAAAGGGAUAGUUGUAGUUGCCUUCAGUUGCACUUCUUAGAACUUUCAUUUUUAAAGUUCAGCAAUUAAAAAGAAUCCUAUUAAUAGCAAAGUAAAAUUAAUGGUAAAGGAGGACGCAUAAAGUAGAGGCUUAUAAAGAAGACGUAAGACCAAAAUCUUGAUGAAACAUGUCUUAAUUCAUUUAUCUGUGGGAGUAGACACAAUAUAGUUGAAAGAAGAAACCUCUUCUUUUUUCCCAAAUCAAUACUGAUUAAAAGAUUUGUGUGGCACUUUAGGCCAAUCUUCCUCAAUCUGAUUGCCAGUGGACAUGCUGAAUGCAUGAUGGAGGCUGUAGUCUAACACAUCUGGAUUACAGUAGCUUCGGGAAGGUUGCCCCAGGCUAACCAGUUUAAUGCAACACAAGCGUUGUAUGUGUUAGUUUACUGACACUUAUUCCACAUUAAAUUGGUUUGUUUUUGUUUGUUUUUUUUAAGAAUAGCACCUUGAAUCCAAAGCAACGUUUAACCAGAAGGGGGUACAUCUGGGAAAAUAUUAAAUAAAACAUGUAGGAUAGCCAAGUGAAAGCUGUAAGUUAAAUUGUCAACAAGAGGCUAGUAGUACCUGCACAUACUAGAAAAGAGUGAAGAGGAAAGGAGAUUCAGCAAAUUAAGAUCAGUUUCAGAGGGCUGUGUUCUUUUGCCACUUGGGACUAAUUCUCAUUGAUCUUGGAUGGCCUUACUCCUGUGUAAAUAUAUUUAGCAACAUUACCUGAAGAAGAAAAUCUAGCAUGCAGGUAGUUCAUGACAACUUAUGCAUGACUAAGUUUAGUAUUGGAAAUAAUUUUAUUGAAAGGAGCCUCUAACUGAAGGGUUUACAGAAUGGUCAAGAGUGGCCAUAUCCCAUUUUUCUUCUCCUCUGUUUUUGUCUAGUUUGUCUCUCCCUUGAGGCAAAAUACAGAAUGGUGGAACACUAUCUGCACACACUUCCUUACCUACACAAAAUCAGUGCUGUGUCACAUCACCUGUGCUGAUUCCUAGAACUGACAAGGCAGUGAAGCCACUGUCUCAUCUGUGAAGAAUUUUGUUUCCUGAUUAUUAGUUUUCCCACAGAUAUUAAAGUGGGUAAAUUGUCUUUGUUUUCCCCUUGUUCAUAUGGAAUCAAGCAAGUCAAAACCAUUGGUUUUAACAGCACAAUUCUAGCCAGGUUUACUCAGAAAUAUGUCCCAGCAGGUUCAUUGACAGCCACUUCCAGAUAACUACAUGUGUAGGAUUAAUCCCAUUUGGGGAGGCUCACUUAAAAGAGGUCUGUCAUAAUAAAGUUUAAGAUCACUUUUGAAUUAGAUACGCUACUUGAAUGAGUUGAAACGGUGAAUAUUUCAGUCAGCAUUCCCCAACUUGGUAGCUUCAAGAUGCCUUGGAUUACAACUCCUAUAAUUUCCCACUAAUAUGCUGGCUAGGCUUGAUAGAUGUGGUCUAACACAUCUGGAGUGCAUCAACUUGGGGAAGGCAGAUUUAGGCUGUGUCUAUACCAGCCAUUUUUCACAGGAUAUACUAGCAAUCUUUAGUAUGUUUGAUAUACCCCCUUGUGUGUUAUCUCCAAUUACCUCCUUCCUUCAGCAUUUUGUUGUUGCUUUUGAUUGUGGCUAUUUAAAAGGACAAAACAGAUGGGUUUCCUACAUGACAAGCAUAAUCCAGCCCCUACAUGGAUGCAGUAUCUUCAUAUAUUGAACCUCAUGCUUCACUGGCAUUAUGUUUUCCUGUUCAAACUAAGCAAAUGGGGAGGGGGUGCAUGAACAGGAGGUAUGCCUGGCCUUUUCUGGGUACACCUUUCAUACCCACAUGCAGCCCAUGCCUUCCUAUCAAAACACUCUUGAGCAAAGAAAUAUGCUAUCCCUGGACACCAUGAUGUGUCAGUUCUGUGCCUAUUUAGGGAUUGAAAUACAUCCUAAAUAAUUUAGAAAAAAAUGCUUUAAAUGGGUGGGGGAUAUGUCUUUUGAUACAUUUUCUACUUUGAAUUUAGUAUUUAUUGUUUGGUGCACAAUUAUUGAGUAAACUUUUUAUUUUGCUUUUUCAAAAGCAAGUGCAUUCAAACAAGCAGACGUGUACUCAGAACACUGUUUAUAUGCAAGCUAAUGAUGUCUGGGUCUUAUGCAUAGAUAAUGGGAUCCAUUCUGGGCUCUGAUUCCUGUUUCUACCAGCGCUGUUUUGUUUAGUGAAUGUGUUUUCUCAUAUGUUCUUUAUAUUUUGUAUGAAUAAACAUUUUAGUCUAUG
This is a messenger RNA of Varanus komodoensis (Komodo dragon), 8764 nucleotides long. It is a transcript of the gene RAB32, whose product is annotated as RAB32, member RAS oncogene family. Gene Ontology annotation, molecular function: GTP binding; GTPase activity. Gene Ontology annotation, biological process: phagosome-lysosome fusion; endosome to lysosome transport. Bases 206 to 874 code for a protein of 222 amino acids. Lineage: Eukaryota; Metazoa; Chordata; Lepidosauria; Squamata; Varanidae. Gene Ontology annotation, cellular component: lysosome; Golgi apparatus; phagocytic vesicle. The transcript is spliced from 3 exons. The record is from RefSeq and is a predicted model, not a curated record.